AUUGUCAAGUUGAACAUGGCUCCCAAAAAAAGACCAGUCCCUUUAAUCAUAGGAGGCAGCGGAGAAGCUCAGAGCACAGCUUCAAAUCUAGGGGCUGCUUCAGAAGCCUAUCUUGAGACCCUGCAGAAGAAACUAGGGGAGCUGGACUUGGACGAGCAGCAGAAGAAACGCUUGGAGGCUUUCCUCACGCAGAAAGCUAAAGUAGGAGAGCUGAAGGACGAUGACUUUCAGCGUAUCUGUGAGCUGGGAGCAGGAAACGGUGGCGUGGUUAAUAAAGUCUGCCAUAAGCCAUCACGAUUGAUCAUGGCCAGAAAGCUCAUUCAUCUUGAGAUCAAACCAGCAAUCAGGAACCAGAUCAUUAGAGAAUUGCAAGUCCUGCAUGAAUGCAACUCUCCCUACAUAGUGGGCUUUUACGGUGCUUUCUACAGCGAUGGAGAGAUCAGUAUCUGCAUGGAGCACAUGGAUGGAGGUUCUCUGGAUCAAGUACUAAAAGAGGCUCGGAGAAUUCCAGAAGAAAUCCUGGGGAAAGUCAGCAUAGCUGUGUUAAGAGGUCUUGCCUACCUUCGAGAAAAACAUCAGAUCAUGCACCGAGAUGUCAAGCCAUCAAACAUACUGGUGAACUCAAGAGGGGAGAUCAAGUUGUGUGAUUUUGGAGUGAGCGGUCAGCUCAUCGACUCCAUGGCCAAUUCUUUCGUAGGCACAAGGUCAUAUAUGUCUCCCGAGAGACUGCAGGGGACUCAUUACUCGGUGCAGUCAGAUGUGUGGAGCAUGGGACUGUCUCUGGUGGAGCUCUCCAUCGGGCGCUACCCCAUCCCUCCGCCUGAUGCCAAGGAACUUGAGGCCAUUUUUGGCCGACCUGUAGCGGAGGGAGAAACACAGACCACCUCCCCACGUCCCAGACCUCCAGGAAGGCCAGUCAGUGGACAUGGCCCUGUCAUGGCUAUAUUUGAGCUGCUGGACUACAUAGUCAAUGAGCCUCCACCUAAACUGCCUCAUGGAGUUUUCACUGCAGAUUUCCAGGACUUUGUGACCAAAUGUCUAAUCAAAAAUCCUGCAGACCGGGCAGACCUGAAGAUGCUGAUGAGCCACACGUUUAUUAAACGCUCGGAAGUGGAAGAAAUCGACUUUGCAGGCUGGUUGUGUAAAACCAUGGGGCUCAACCAACCCAGCACACCCACCCGGACGACUGAAUAACUGAACAAAAAAAAUGCUCUGUUUUGUUUUGUUUUUUUUUUUCUUAAAGAAAUGUUCCAGCAUGUUUUAACCUAAUAUCUCUCUACUAGAUCUGCAGCAUAUGAUUACCACAGACAAGAAAUAGAAAUUAAACAUGUUUCCCAAUACAGAGAAACAAACAGAAAGAAGAAUCCAGCCUGAUCUGCUUGAAUAUUACAUUUUUAUAAUUAGCAUGUGAUCUUCAGUGAUGUCCUUAGUAAACAUGUUUUGUUUUUG
This is a messenger RNA of Ictalurus punctatus (channel catfish), 1449 nucleotides long. It is a transcript of the gene map2k2b, whose product is annotated as mitogen-activated protein kinase kinase 2b. The record is from RefSeq and is marked provisional. Gene Ontology annotation, molecular function: protein kinase activity; ATP binding. Lineage: Eukaryota; Metazoa; Chordata; Actinopteri; Siluriformes; Ictaluridae. Gene Ontology annotation, biological process: protein phosphorylation.